This is a messenger RNA of Sclerotinia borealis F-4128, 309 nucleotides long. NCBI's taxonomy places the organism in Eukaryota, Fungi, Ascomycota, Leotiomycetes, Helotiales, Sclerotiniaceae. The record is from the annotation of a GenBank genome assembly.
AUGACGAGAUUACUCGAAUCCAGUCUUCUAGCAGACAAAAUGCUCGAAGCCUCUGCCAAGAAUGCCGCUAUCCUCCUAUCCGUAAGAAUUAUUCAAGCGGUCGGCGGCGGUGGCAGAGAAGCGCUUUGUGAGAUAACUUCGACAGAUCUUACUCUUUCAAUAGAGAGGCUUAUUUGUAUUGGUAUCCUAGGAAUGACCUGGGCUGAUGGUUCUAUUCUGGCUCCUAUGGUUGGAGUCCUUUUCAUUCAAUACGUUUGCUGGAGAUGGAUUGCCUGGGUUAACCUACCUCUCAUGCGUAUAACUUUAUAG